Molecule: messenger RNA, 1143 nt
Organism: Penicillium daleae
Lineage: Eukaryota; Fungi; Ascomycota; Eurotiomycetes; Eurotiales; Aspergillaceae
Product: J domain-containing protein
Exons: 1
Coding region: 1-1143 (380 amino acids)
Source: RefSeq, a predicted model, not a curated record
AUGUGGAGUGAUGCCACUCCGAGCUCCUCUCGAAAUCUCCGGCAAAUCAAGCUCCGGCCCCACGUGACCAUCUCCAAGUAUCUUGUGAGGGGACGAAUCCCCUCACUAUUUGCCGUUCCCAUUUCAAACCACCAGAGAGCGAUUGGGAUUUUCACCCUGAUCUCAUUCCAGAAUCAUGCGGCCAUGUUCAAGAAGGCUAGCCUCUCUAGUUAUGGUGGCAUUCUGCUCCUGAGUUCGUCUACCACGACUUUGCCACCUAGUCGCGCGAGCUUCAAUGCCUCAUGUCCUGGACUAUGGACAACCCGGUCUAAUCGAGGCUAUGCAACCGCAGCGGAUCCCUCGGUUCGCCCGUAUUCCUGGCCCUCAAGCUCAUCUUUUACACCAUAUGAAGUUCUCAACCUCCACCGCAACGCUCCGUACUCAAAAGCUCGGUACUACGACCUGGUAAAGAUCUACCAUCCAGACCGGACCUGCGACGAGCACCCUCUCUGUCGAAACAUCUCUCCUGAAGUUCGGCUACAGAGGUAUCGAAUAGUGGUCACUGCUCAUGAGAUCCUCUCCGAUCCGACCCGGCGAGCUGCCUAUGAUCAGACGGGUGCUGGGUGGAGUCACAACCCUAAACGCUACAACACCGUGGCCGAUGCUUCUGCCGAUUGGGGACCCUAUGGGCCUACAAUCUAUGCAAAUGCGACGUGGGAGGACUGGGAGCGAUGGAAUAAUCGCCAUCAGGGAAAACAACAGCACGUCGUUGACCAACGUACUUUUACCCGACUGGUCAUUCUUCUCGUUUUGUUCGGCGGUGCGGUCCAGGCUUCCUGGAUCGGACAAUUGAAUUCAGGACACGAGCAGCGUUUGCGCGAGGUAAGCGAAGAUUCGAUGCGAUUCUUGACGGGCCGUCGACAGCACACGGUUGCUCAGAUGCCGCACAAUGAUGCUCGAGUGCAGAGUUUCCUGAUUCGUAGAGACCCGACCGGAUCGGGUCUGAAGGAAGAAGAGGAGGCCGUUUAUCAGAAGGAACUCCAUCCUUUGCGGGAAGUGCCUGACAUUGAAAAGGCGCAAGAUCGCCUAAGCAGUCCGGAGACUGUGGAGACGGCACCACUAGUUCAUGCCAAGAGAUCAGAGGAUCUCCCUCCACAACCCUGA